Messenger RNA from Durusdinium trenchii, 2681 nucleotides. The record is from the annotation of a GenBank genome assembly. Lineage: Eukaryota; Dinophyceae; Suessiales; Symbiodiniaceae.
AUGGCUGGUGGCGCUCGGGUGGAGGUUCUCUUGGUCCUUGACCCACGGAACAACACCGCCUUUAUUCACCGUGGUGCAGGGGAACGCAUUGGCAACUUCACCAUCAUGGAAGGGCCUUACCAGAGUUUGAGUGACACUGUGGAUGCCUUCCCCUCUGGUGUGUCUGUGGUUUUUGAUCCCUUCAUGGCCCAAGACUUUCCGAUAGAUCCACGCUAUGCCGCAGGGAUGGCACUGAACCAGACAGCAGCACUGGAGGGAGCGCUGGAACGCGCUCGCUCUCACGUGAGGCAGUGGGAAGCGAUGCAACGCUGUUGGGAGUUGAUGAACAAUUUGAUCUUGCCAGAUGUUGCGAUCCGACUCCGUGACGACGAUGCUAUUCUGGAAACCUUCGAGCUGCCUGAUUCCUUUGGGGUGCAUGCGCCAAGCUGCGCCGAUUGUAAUGGCCUCAACGACAAAGGGGCCAUCGUUCUGGGGACAGGAAACAUGCUGGGAUAUUUCACAAUGCCUUUGCAAUUCAUGCGCUUCGCCUUCGACAGCUUGGUUGAUGUCCAACGCCAACGCACAAAUGUACCGUUGAAUCCAGAAAGUGUCUUGCUGAAUUCCAUGAUGCUGGCACAAGUGCCGGUGCAACGCCUUGGCCCCAACGAAGCUCCGAUCUUGCCCGCCAAGUUCUUGACCGAUGGGGAUCAGGCACACCUUUGCUAUUUCCAGAAUUACAACUUCAGGCCAUGUAUCCGGCAAGAGAUUUGGACGUAUUUGAGCUCUGCUGGCAAGAGCAUCUACGAUGAUGCUGAUCCAAGUGAGCUCAAAUUUCUUUGCGAGAGCAACGCACUUCAACUGGAGCGCAGCGCCCAAGGGGAGGUUCAGGCAGAGGCAGCGGCAUGCGAGGAGCGCCUAGAGGUGACGCGGUUGGCUUUGGCACAAAUGCAGAGUGAAGUCACAGCUCAGGCAGAGCUAUUGGAACACGUACAGCAGCAAAUGGUGGAGCUGAUGAGUCCGCCACCAAUGGAACGAUCCCUAAGGAUUUCGCGGAGGGUUCAGCGCUGGACGAAGCUUGAGCCUCAGCUGGGGCGCCUUCGUGGACUUCAAGGCUUGGAGUUGAUCAAGUCAUCGCAAAGCCACUCUCUCACGGGCGCCGGACGCGAAGGUCUUGUGCCUGGGCCGCUGGAGACCUUGGAUGGGCGCCGACGCGAGGACGACAACGGAAAGGACGACAACAGUCUCGCUUUGCAUCAACAUGCAUGCCCACUCGCAGCCAACACCGAAGCCGCCUUGAAGACCGUGACUGAGCACAGCCGUGCUGUGGGCCUGGAGUUUGCACACUUCGGUGCCCGGGAUCCGGAACUUGAAGAAGCGCGUGCAGGUCAAGACUUCCAUUGUCCUGCCGCCUGCUCGGUUCUCAUGCUGGAGGAUCCCGUGUUCGAGAAGCUGCUUCUCUCGCGCCUGAAGCCGGCUGACUUAUCGCGUUGCGCCGCCUUGAUUUGUUUAGAUCUGAAGACUCCCUGUACGAUGAUGGAGGACUUGCGAACUUGGCUGGAGAUCCUGAAGCGACUCACGGGUGAGCUGAUGCAGCAGCUCCCACUUGAGGAGCAGGAUCAUCUCCGGGAAGAAGUCUCUGAACGCUUGGCCAACUAUGAGGAGCCACGAGAGCCGGGCCCAGAGGGAGACUCCAAAAGCAGAGUAAGCGACGAGCUGGUGCUGGCCUACAACCUUGGCAUCCCCUUGGUUGUAGUAGUCACUCGCGCAGAUACCUCAAAUGCGCUCGAGUCGGCAAAGACCCUGGGCUGGAGCGAAACCAUCGAGGCCUACCUGCGAAAUGAGUGUCUUCCAUUUGGUGCUGCCAUUGUCUACACCGCCGUCCAAGCCAAGAACCGCCGAAAUGUGGAAGUCCUCUACGAGUACCUCAUGCAUCGGCUCUAUGGACACGCGCUGAAGGCGGCGCCCAACGUGCCAUCUCGAGAUGCUCUAUUUGUUCCAGCUGGUUGGGACAGUCGGGAGCGAGUGGACAAGACUGCUUCUGCCCUGGAGGGCGGGCUGGACCGUGCCUAUGAGUCUGUUGUCCUCUCUUUGGAGCCACCACCUCCACCACCGCCUCCCACAGUUGUUUGCGAUGACAUGCAGGAGUUCCUCAAACGCUCCGAAAAAGUGCUCCAGCGCAUGGGUGCCGUGUCAGCUCGCAGUGACAAGGCAGGCCGUGCCUUUUGUUUCAAGGCCCGAAGAAGUCUCCCACGACAGAGCUGUCGGGCACAGGUGGCAAGCGUGGAUCUAUUGAUCCAAAAGCAGGAAUCGGCAAGGGCGACAACGCUUCUGUGGCGAUGCUUCUUUGCAAGUGGUCAAGCGAUGGCCUCCAACCUGCCAAGUCAGUUCUAGUAAAUUCUGGAUCUCUCUCAAUAAGAUCAAUAAGUCACGAAAAAGAAUAGAGUAGAAGGUAAGGCCUCCUUUGGGGGGCUUUGCCUUAUUGUGUUUUCCCGCUGAAGCAUGUCCAACGGCUCGGUUGCCAUGUAGAUUCCUUUGCUAAUUUGAAUUCUAAUUGAGCUUAAUGAAAGAAAUGCUAAUUAUUGUUUCUACUAGCUUCUUGUUCCUAGUAGUACCCUUGUUACCAGAAGCGAUGCCGGGAGCCCGUAGUAGCGUCCUGCUUCUAUGUCCGGCUCAGUUGGUGAUGAACAAUGUGCCUUCUGGAC